AUGGUCUCUUUUCCGGGGAUUUUUAUGGCUCCUUUUAAAUUUGCAAUUUUUUGAUUUUUUACCACUGUAAACCUGGUCUGAAGGAUCAAAGCUCAAAAGAAAAGGUUAUUUUAAUGAUAAGUAUUAUUUGCAUAUUUAAAUAUUCUUUAUCCUGUGGAAUGAAACGUAAUAUAUCGAAUAUUUUUGUUGCAUUUUGCGUCUCCAGAGUGAAUCAUUUUUAAUGUCGACGUUUUGGUUAAUUGUCUUUAUUCAAUGUUUUGUUCAAACAAUUGGCAAUGACUUAUGAAUAAUACUUUGGCACGGGUAAGUUAACGAUGCAUGAUAUAAUUAUAAACAAUAUACUUCAGGACUAAAUGGAUUAUUGACUUCAUAUGUCAAAUAUGUAUAAUAUACACACACAUACUCGGAAUAAAAGCUUUCCUAUUUCGUAAAAUUGGCAACGUUUAUAACACUAGAUAUUUUGCUAUGCUGGAAUUCAAAUUAUUGUGAAUACAACAAUUUCAAAACGUAGGAAGUCGCUUCUUUUCAAAUUUCGCUUUUGUUUUGAAUUCAAUGGCUAUGUCUACAUUCGCACCUUUGGUGGUAUUUUAAAAACAGACGGCUACAGCUGUAAGAGCACAAUUUCUUUGCUUUUGUGACUCUGUUGCUGAAACAAAUAAUUUUGAAAGGAAAUAGGAGGAAAUAUAUAUUAAACUUUCUUUUAUAUGCCAGCUGUUUCAAAUUAAUUCAAAAUUUGUACUUGGCAUAUUUCUAAGUUUAUACUAUUGAUAUAUAUAAUUUUAUGACAUGUAUAAUUUGGGAGGAACAGUCAAAUGCAACUUGUCAAAAAUGACCCAGUGCGGAUACAUGAUUUUCCAUGAGCCAUUGGCUGAUACAGUUGUACAAGGUUAUUAAUUUCCCAUGUUGUAGUUUGACGUAAAGUGCAUUUGAUUUUCAAAACUCUUACCAAAAUUUUAGCAAAUUUUUCAAGAAAUGAAAGAAAAUAACUUCCCACCUACUUUAUUGUAACCUAUUGAGCACCUGUGCUCUCCUCUUGACAAGUAAAAUUAUCUGGUUUUAGACAGAAUAAAACAAUAAAGUAGGCCGCAUUUGGGGGUAAAUAUUCAGGCCAGCCUUGCCUCACAUCCGAAAUUAGUAUUCUAUUGCCUUCCUGAGUAAAAGAUUACAAAAACAUAAACAAGACAUUCUAUUAUGUCUUAAGGCCCGUUUAAGGCCUUAAUGUUAACCCAUUAAGUUGCAUUGCACCCUACUUUAUUAUUCUACUCUAUCUAAUGCCAGAAGAUUUUACUCGUCAAGGGGAGAACACUAGUUGACUAGUGCUCAGUGGGUUAAUCUAGGAUGCCCACAUUGGGUAUUCUUUUGAUAUUUUAACUCUUUACUAAAGCUCAAAGAUGGACCAUGAAUUGCUUCACAAUGAUCGAGGAGACUAUGAUCUGAGAUUGAGUAAUAAAGUGAAGAAAGACAAAGAUAAGACUGAACCAGGUUAGGUCUUAAGCGAUACGUCACUGCCGGCAAUAGAAGCUAUGUAUAGUACAUCUUUUGUUGGGGUAUAUUGGUAGCACUGAGACUUGGGUUAAGGCCAGUUUACACUUGCAAUUUUUGCUGUGAUUUGAACGAGUAUUUUGAUGGAAGUGAAACAAGUAGAUGAAUUAUCAUUGUUCUGAGUAUAUAUGUACUCUCAUCUGAACAUUCAUAACAAAUUCAUAUUCAUCAGAAGAAUUGAAAAUCACACCGAAAAUCACUGCAAAAAUUGCAAGUGUAAACAGACAUUUAGAUUCCUGCAUUGUGCAGUUAUGUGAUUCACAGGGAAAAAAUGAAAUAGCCAUUAAUAAAUAAUGGUGAAUAAUUAAACAUAGUUUUUUCCAAUUGCAUGUCAAGAAUGCUUCCUGUUCUCUACCAAAUGCUGAUGGUUUUACUAUAUGUAUUUCGCUUUUCUCCAGCAGUAACAGUGGAUGGUUGUUACUCUUAAUUUCUAUUUCUGAACAGGUCCCUAAUCAGGCUGUCCAAAAUUGCGGUAAUCAAACCUGGGUUACCACCGUGUUGCAGCAAACUUUGUUUUGCGGCAACUUAAUUUGGUUUCCCUAAAGUAAGGCGUAAAAAAAAAACUGGUUCCGGUUUCAUAUUGUGAAAAAAUUAGGGUCGGUAGGUCGGAAAUAAUUUUUUUUUGAAUAUUUUUUUCAUGGUUUUGGCGGUUUUUUGCUGGGCGAUUUGCAGUAGAGUCCCAACAUCAAUAUUAACUAGAGAUGCGUAUUUCCUAUGGACGAAUUUAGGCAAUUGGUUCAAUAAUUAGUGUGACAACAGACGCCAUUUUGGCACGCUGUACGAGCAGCCCGCAACCACCUGGAGAAAAUAGUGUCGCACGGUCAAUUGCGUUGAAAAAAUAAUAGGGUCGGUCGGGAACCGGAACCACAGGUAUUUUUUUUACGCCUAAUGUAAGUCCGUAAUAUGGCUGAACAGUUUAGAACUGAUACAUUAAAAAUAAGUUACUAUAGUUUAGGUUUCCUCCUGUGAGACUGGACAAUUAAGAGAUGUGUCUUAAUGUACCUCUAGGGAGAACAGUUUAGAACUGAUAAAGCUAUAUCCACUCAGUUUAACACAAGUUACUAGUUUACACAAAUAGCACACAGAAAUUUAUUCUUUCAGCUGAACGCAAGAAAUGGAAUUUCCGAAAAACAAGUACACCUGACGCAAUUGGCAGUGAUGGGCCUUUUGGUCUGAUCAACCAGUCGUCUGAAACUAGAUCGAAGAGAACUGUUUCUCCAACCAUGAUAUUUGAAAAUGCACUUAGUGACCACGAUGAACCAAAUGAUGUACAAGUCAAGUCACCACCAACGUCACUAAACCUCUCACAAUCACUAAACCUAUCACAAUCCCCUAAAACUCCAAGCGUAGAUCAACAACAAGGCACGAAGAUAACAAGAGUAAGACAAAGGUCACUACCAACAAGUACAAGUCCCCCUGCAAUGAUCAACAGACCACAGUCUGUGCGAAAACCAGGAGAACGCCUUUUACGUCAAGUGUCUGUACCAGCCAGACAACAUCCUCCAACAACAUUGCAACAACAAUCACUAACAUCACCAAUACAAGGUAAACUAUAUAGCCUCAUUUGCAUUCAAAGACAAAUCUCCAUUCUUUCAUUUAUUCACAGGGCUUUCAGAAUUAUUCUGAGUAGGUGUCUGUUUUGAUAAAGUAGGUGGCUGUUGGGAGGAGGCAGUAUAGUCUUAAAGUCAUUAAAAAUUAACUAGUGUAUAUUGAUUGGAUAGCAACACAACUGAGAUCUGUAACCAAAUUAUAAUGUAUCACAUACUUUCAUUCUUCAACAAGAUAACUUCAAGAUUUAAGAUGGCAAAUAACUAAUUAAGUCGGUUUUAUGAAAAAGUAUGUCGUUUCGAAAAUAAACGGGCUAUAAAUUAGACCAGGUUGACGAAAAAUAACUUGAAAGCUUAGAAUGGAGAAAGGAGAGUAGAAUUGAUAUUUCAAGCACUAAACAAAGUAACCGUCAGUAAACCUUGUGGCAACCUUAUUUUGAAAGCCCUGUAUUCAGAAAGGUAUUAUAGUGUACUAAUUUCUCGACAAAGGGCCUUCGCUUGAGGUUCUGCUUGUUUUUUUUCAGGUAGUUAUCUAUCUGUCACAGCACAGCUGUUUAUAUAAUUUAUUGCUGUAUCACUGCAAGUAGCUGUGAUAUAAAUUAUGUAUAUUCAACCAAUUAUUUUGAAAUUUUUGUCUCUUUCAGAGAGACCAGAUCUUACGAAAACAAUCAGUGAUCUACAAACAAGUAACCAAUGGCAAUCAGUACAACAACCAUACUUCACUCCAGAUAGUUUACCUAAUGUAAUUGAAAAACCUCAAGAAAAUCAACCUCACAGAGCCAGGGCUCUCUCAGACAAAGGUCAGUAGAGCAAAUUUUGUUAUAUGGUACAUGUAUUUGCAUUGGACAUAUAUUUGCAUUGGAAGUGUGUUCAUGUAUGGUAGAUUCUCAUCAACCUAUAAAUUAAUUUUUACAUAGAGGUACCAUUUUAAGGAUAUUAAGGCAUUCAGACAUAAUCUACCUGACAGAACUGUCACAUACCUGUAUAUGUAUGUAUCAAUUUUACUGUAGACAUAAUUGUAACAUUUAUCAUAAGAAUUAAUUAUUGUCUACUUGGUGUAACAAAUUAUUACCAGUACUCUAAAUUCCACCACAAUUUCAUGUACAUUUGCCAACACAUUGCUACAAUCUUAAAACCAUACACAAUUGCAAAUAAAAUUUUAAAACUCUUAACAUAUGCCACCAUGUUUUUUAUGCAAAUGCCACAUAUGGCAACUAGUUUCCAAUCUCCUAAUUUUUCAUAUGCAAAGCACUGCUAAAAAAUAUUGAGUUAAUUUCUUACUUAACAAGACAAGUAUGUAGAAGGGAUCAAUUCUGAUUUCAUGUUUGUUUAGUGAAGGUACAGGUAAUCCUUUUCAGUGCAUUUGGGUAUCUUUGAAAAUCUCCAUUUUAUUAGCGUGUAGUAUCGAGAUUGUUUUCAUUGUAUGAUGUACUUUUUAUAUUGUGGCUGUGUUGUUGGUAAUCAUUUCAAAACAGGAAACUACUUAAAUGCUACUUUAGUUUUACAUUUAAGAGUUUUAAAUAUUGGUCAGUGAAUGUUAUGUUCACAUGUCUGUUUCAUUUACACUUUAUAUCCUUGUAUCUUAAUAAUUGUUAGAACUGUACAGGGGGUAUUUAUUUACAUGCCUGCAUGUGAUUGGGAUAACUUUUAAAACAAUUUAUGAAACUCAUACAUACAUAUAGUAUGCAUACAUAAAUGAUAUUAUUUUGAAAAAUGUAACUGCAUGAACUAAGGUGUUCAUUGAAACGCUGUUAUGAUAACCCAUGUUGCACAUACUGAGAGCAAGUAUGUAAUAUUCUAAGUAGCUGUUUAUAUGGAAGCCGGGCUGUCCCACUUAGCGAGAUGUCCCAGUAAGCGAGAUCUCGCUGUGUAGUUAUUUGUAAAGUAAAAAUCACUGUGUGUUUAUAUGGACAAGAAGGCAUUUCUCGGAUGCCAAGGUUUGCUUGAAAGUGGUGAGAUCUUGCUUACCAGGAUGAGCAUUUAUCCAUACCAACACUCACAAGCGGGCUGGCCUAGUUACCAGGAUGAAAGUUCAAAGAUGCUGCUGCAAGAUAUUUUUAACAACUGUCAAAACAAUGUCAAAACAAAAAAAUUGUUAGGGCAAGCGGGAUCAUGAAAUUUUCUCGUAUUAUAAACACAAGAGAAAUUCAUCCCACUAAAUGGGUUGUCUCGCUAAGCAGGCCAGCCCGGCUUUCAUAUAAACAGCCCCUAUGUCUAGUCGCAAGUUUUGUAUCCAAUUUAUUGCACAAAAUAUUUUGAUGCCCCCCCCCCCCCAAUUGAAUACUUAGAUAUUUCUGGUUCUAUGCAUUGCAUGUGAACUUGGAAGAUGAUAUAAUUCAAAUUCAUCGAAUCCCAUGUACAUGGAGAGCCUUAUACAUCUGUUUACUUUUUUCUCUUUUAGAUACAACAGGAGUAGAGACAGUGGAUGAUAAUAGGAAUACAAUGUGGCAAGGAAAUCAAGACACGAGUCAUGGUAAUUGGACAGACUUUUUAUCACCAUCGAACGAAGUCUUUGUUCCAGAUGAUCGAGCUUGGGCUGGAAACGAAAAUGUUGUUGUUGAUGUUGAAGAUGACGGUGACGUGGCUCCAGGGUGGGUUGGAAAUUCUUUUUAUGACAUGCACUUUACAUGAAAUGUUUAAAUUCUAUGAUGCAGCAUGAUUGCAGGUUCAUCUGACCACCAGCUGGUGUCCAACAUUUGUAUUAAACCAGUACAUUAUCUCUUUCUAUGUAGGAAUGUAAGCCACUCAUCUCGCUCUUCCAACUCGUCAGAAAGCGAAAAUGAAGACACAGAGGAAAGUGUUUGGAGAAUUAAUGAAGAGCAGAGGGCAUAUUAUCUUAAUCAGUUUCGAAUACUUCAGCCUGCUGAGAAAGGUGUUUUGGCUGGUGAGUCAUAUUCCAGUGACUACCUAGGGUCACUAGGCUGGGUAGUGCUAUCCGGCCCUUAGAUAGUGAUUUUUUCAACAUUUCUAAAAAUGCUUGAAAAGCUGUGAAACCAUGUAUAUGGACCUUGUAAUUAGCCAUUCCGAAGUUGAUGAGUGGACUGGGGACGAGUGUUAAAAAGUGGCCAAAUUAAGAAAUUAACUAAAUCACUAAAAAGACCACCUCAAAAUUAGUAAGUAUACAAAGUUUGAAGACGUUUACAUGAAUACCCUUCGAAUAAUAAGCUUUCUUUUUAGUGAUUUGGUUCAUUUCUUAAUUUGGCCACUUUUUAACACUCGUCCCCAGUCCACUCAUCAACUUCGGAAUGGCUAAUUGAUAAAAACUAUGCCAAUCAACAGCUAAAUCCAGCCUUCAUAUACUGUAAUAUAUACGGUCCCAGUUAUAUAAUUAGCUGUUGUUAUUUGUACAUAUAUAUAUGUAUAUAUAUAUAUAUAUAUAUAUAUAUAUAUAUAUAUAUAUAUAUAUAUAUAUAUAUAUAUAUAUAUAUAUAUAUAUAUAUAUAUAUAUAUAUAUAUAUAUAUAUAUAUAUAUAUAUAAUACUGUGCAAUAAAUUCUCCCUCAUUCUUGUGAAAAUAUGCAAGUGGUACAAUCACAAUACAAUGACUGUUCAACUUGUCUUGAUGAAUAAUUAGUCUCCCAUCAUGUGUGACCAAAGCUUGGGUUGGUUUGACCAGGUUUUCAGGAUUCAUUCAACUCUGCUGUUCAAACUCUAUCAAUUUUUUUAGGUCAAAAAGCAAGAAACUUUUUCCUGAAAUCUGAAUUAGCAACUGAUGUCCUAUCAAAGAUAUGGUAAACAUUUUUUAUCAGUUAUGUGUGGUUCUGUUAUCCAUUGCCAGGUUUUUUUUCAGGGAUUUUUUAGGAUCGUAAAACGGCCCCAAAAACUCAAUCUUCUCACCAAAAGAUUCAGUGCAGUAAAAAUGAAGUUGUUUGUUUGAGUUAAAUUUGUGACAUGUGGAAAUUAGAUUUCAGUUGGAAACCUGACAAUCAGGAAAAUAUGGCUGGAAUUCAUUUCAAAACACAAGAAAAAACAACGCAAUCGCCAUCUUUAACCAGUUUAUAGUGUCUGUUUUAACACAUUACCUCUCAACUACACUUAUUGGGUACACGUGUCAGCCUCCCGCAGCUACCCCUGACCCACAGCUGUUCAGCUAAACUCAGUCUUCUCUGCAAAAACAGACGACCCAAGAGAAAAUCCGGAAAAAACCCUGAUCGCUAUAACCAACUAUCAGCUAAAUACAUGUCAGAAUAGCUGUGUUCUGUCUACAAUAGUUCACAAGAAGAUUAUGUGAAGUAACGUUCACUCAUUGAGCUCAAUCAAAAUUAAGAUUGAAAUGUAGCAAUUAAGUGAACCACAAGAAUUUCCAUUUGGCACAUUAGGAUAGGAUUCUCUAUAUUUCUUUUCCAGGAACUUGGCCGACCUGGACAAUGACGGUGCACUCAACUUUCAGGAAUUCUGUAUUGCGAUGCAUAUUGUUGUUGCUGUUCGACAUGGCUUGGAAGUCCCUGCUACCUUACCACAGUACCUGGCACCUGAGAAAUAUGAAACACAAGGUAAAAUUAGAGAAUUCCCAUUAUAGACUCAUUUUAAAACUAGGCGCAAUCACCACUAGACGCAAUCACCACAAGACGCAUUCACCACAGCCAGAACAAACAUACUAAAAUGAGUAAAAUUGCAAAGUUUGGUUGCAAAAUGUUGUAAAAUAGGGAAAAUGUAGCCUUGCAAAGUUUGCAAAUUUUGUAUGCCAUUUUCGGCCCAAAUAUGGUAACAAUUUCCACACGCAAUACAAAAGUAUAAAAUUUGCGAACUUCGCAAGGCUAUAUUUUCCGCAUUUUACAACAUUUCGUAACCAAACUUUGCAAUUUUACUCAUUUUAGUACGCUCUUUUCGAGAUUAUACUUUUUUCGCCAAGAUAAAAAAUUAGUCUAUGAUGGGAAGAAUUAUUUUCAUUAUGUCUUUACACAAAAGAUGGUAAAUUUUGUACUAAGGAGUUAGUCUGUCUUGCAGCUGUCGCACCACAAAUGGUUGAAACAAACAGUAAUGAACUGUCACUGCAAGAUUCAUCUCAGGUAAAUACAUCUGUUUUGAUCCUACAGCUAGGCAAAAGGCUUGCUUUAUGGUGCAGUACUUUAACCAUGUAAUUGAAUACUUUUUUAUUUUUAAUGACCAGUCGUGGGCUAGAUUUUCACCGGAUCCUCGAAAUGAAAUGUCUGAAACUGACGGACGAACGGUAUGUUGAUUCCCGAUAUGAAAAAUUAGAAUUCCAUUUGGUAUUUCGGCCAAUUACCAAUUGGAAUGAGUUUUUCAAUCCGAAAUUCAAUGGAUUCCAACAGGAAAAUUUAAAUUUCUAUUGGAAUUUCCAAUUGUUUCCAAUCGGAAUUUGGGCCACUUUGCAAUAGAAAUUCCCAUUGGAAUUCCAAAUGGAUUUUUAAUUUUUUGUAAUUUAUAUAUAGAGAAUAAUACAUGGGUGCGCGGAAAUACCAGAUUUAUUUCGAGUGUUAAACAUGAUAUCUUACUAGUCAUCAGCGCAGCGAACGAGUGACAUAUCAUGUUCAACACGAGAAAUAAAUCUGGUAUUUCCAAGCAUCCAUCCUUUAUUAUAUAAAGGACAGUCUUUGAAAGGGAUAAUUUUUACGCAAAAGCGAUAAUUUUCGCAUGUAAAAUUAUCAAAAAUAAUCUCACAUGUGAGAUUAUCAGUUUUAUCAGUGCUCGAAAUCUCUAUAAAGCACUAUACUUUAUGUAAUAAAAGGAAAUAAAAAAUAACUUUCUUAUGUUCUUUUUCGUUGCAAUCAAGUUGUAUUUUACAUUUUGUAUACUCUUUCAAUAUAUAGGCUCAACCAGUUGGUUCAACGGCUCAGCCAGGCACACAACACGCUCAGCCAGAAGGUCAACACGUUCAAUCCCAUGGUCAACACGCUCAUCAGCCAAGCCAACAUGCUCUCCAGACCAGCCAGCACACUCAACAACUUCGACAGCACCCACAAGCUGGCGGUGAGAUCACGCAACAUAAUCAACAACCCACACAACCUGUUGUACAACAUGAACAACCAGUUACACAACCCUCCCCACAAGUCCAACAACAACCCGCAACCCAACAUCCAUCUCUUCAACGAACUAUGUCGGAUCCUAGCACCAUAGAUGAAAACGCAACUAAGGACAAUAGCAGCACUCACACACCUCGCAAAAUCUCACUUGGUAUACCUCGGGUUAGGGGACAACCCAAACAAACUAACUUAUUAGACACACCACACUGGGCUAUCCUUCCUCCACCUAGUAAAUUCACCAAAGAUAACCCGGAGGAAACUGGUAAGGGAAACCAGUUUGUCCCGACUGGAACAAUAAUCCCUGCCGACCCGGAAGAUCACUCCGAACAGGUUAAACUUGAAAAACCGGAUCAAGUGGACCGGACCAGGGAUUCAGAAUCAGACUCGAGCUCAAGUGAAACUGAACAAACAGUUAAUAAAGAAAGACCAAAGUCUUUAUCACAUGAGGUCGAUGAUUCGGAAUCAUCUCUGUCUAAGAACAGUAGUGCGAAUUCAUUACGAGUUAGUCAAGAUUCAGUUGAUGGCGGGAAGAAAAUGCCAGCACCUGUUCCUCCGCCCAGGAGAAGAUCUGGUCAUUCAAGAUCAUCUUCGUUGGAUUUACAGAAGUUAUUUAAUAAAGGUAGGUAAAUAAACGAAACUGAACAAAACAAAAUUAACUCAAUCUUAACUUUCUUGCCAAGACCUGGUUACUCCUUCCUUUUUUAACUAUGUUUUUUUUUCUUCAUUUUUGUAGGCGGGAAUACUGCUUCACUGCAGGUAAUAUUUUGAAAAUAAUAUUUUGGAAACACAUCGUGAAACUCAGCAGUAUUAUUUUACAUUAUAUAAUAUUUGGGUUUUUUUCUCAGAAUGUCACAGAUUAUGCCAAGGAAUCCACGCGGGAAACUCAAGAAAAUUUUGCGAAUUUUGAUGAUUUUAAUAAAUUUGAAAACACAACCGCUUCUCAUUCCAAUGAGAAUAUCGCACGAUUCAGUCAUAAAAGGUCCGCUUCGUUGGAUAGUGCACAUGUAAGUAGGAAAUUUAUCCAGCGAAAAGAUGCAGCUAAUUCAAUUUUUCAUUAUAAUUCUAAAUUUUUGAAGUUCAAACAGUACGUAUGUUUUAUAUACUGGUUUCGACCUAUCUGUUGACCUACGUAUUAACGUUCAGUGUUGUCUUUUCGUGCUUAGAGAUCGAUGUUCUGUGGUUGACCCUCAAAACACAACGUUUGAAUUUUGCUGUACACUUGUAAUAUAGUAGCUAGCCUGCGUAGCGUCACUUCAAUAACAUAAAGCGACUGCUACACAGGCUAUUUUGUAGCCUGAAUUUCAGACGGCCUUAAUAUAGAUGUGUCUUGUUAUUAAAAUAUGUAUAAUACUGUUUGGACUUCAAUGAUUUGGAUUCUUGCACUUCACUUGGUGGAAUUAAUAUUAGAAUGUUAGGGUUUGUAAUCCAAGUGAGAAUAUAUACAUUUUAAUAUUAAUUCCACCAAGUGAGGUGCAAGAAUCCAAAUCAUUGAAGUCCACCUUAUCACAACCCGCACACCCGAUUACCUAUAUAUACAUGAACUUACGGUUACAGCUUAACAGCUGACCUCUGUAGCUCAGUUGGUUAGAGCGCUGCACCGGAAUCGCAGGGCCGUAGGUUCAAUUCCUACCAGAGGACCUUGUGCUGCAUUUUUCGCAGUCGUUCCUGGUUAGGUCUUAAAAUGUAUAUAUUCUCACUUAUAAUACUGUUUUGCUUUUUUCCCGCCAACAGGCUCUGUUUGUGGAACCAAGUCCUCAGCCUGCUAUUGUUGAAAAUGUUGAAGGUUAGAUAUAAUCUUGAACUGUCUUUGCCAGUGUGGGUAGUGCCAUUCAAAUGAACAAGCUUUCGUUGGUAGAAAUGCAACUACCUGAAAAAUAUAAGGAGAAUUUCAAUAUAUUUUCAGGUAGUUUUAUCCCUACUCAACGAAAGCUUGUUCAAGGUUUGAUAUACAUUGUUUAAAAUAUUCUGGUUUAUGCAGUGUGCUAUGCAGUGGUCAUAGCACGUUGUGUAAAUAGUAGCUUCAACAGUUAUAUAGAGAUGUUCUUCUUUAAUUCAGCUAAAGAUUCCCCAAGCGUUCGGCCUGAAGUUUCGGCGUCACUACCAAGACCAGUUCCUAAAAAGGUAUGCAUUUAAAUUGUAAUUAUUGUUCACAGUUCGCUCAUCAUCAUGUUAUUGCUAAAAUUAGUGUAUCUCAUUUUGUCUCUAUUAAUUUUUGCUUUAUCAUGAAAAAUAGCAACCCCCCCCGGUAACCCCUCGUUUUCCCUCAUAGAACUAUCCAGUAUACAUACAUGCAGUAAAGUUAGUUUAAAUGUAUUUUAUCAUUAUAGAAACCAGCGAGUCCUCCACCACCAUUGUUGAACAAACAGAAGAAAGAAGGUCAACAAGUCGACAGUGGAUCUGACAAUGUGAUUGAAAAAGAGAAAAAGUCGUCUAAAGAACCCAUUCACUUUGUUGUCAAGUAAGUUUCAAUGAAUAUCAUCAUCAUGUAAUAUUUUUAUUUUCUUGACGUGAACAUUUCUUUGUGUUUAGGCCAUUAACAAGACUCGAGCAACUUCACGCUAAAAUUCGAGAUUUGAAGACAAAGAAUACACGAUUAUCAAGGAUAAAUAACGAACUGCAACAGGAAUUAAAAGAGGUAACAAAUAUCUACCAGACCUUAAGUUAGGUUUCUUAAGAGUUACGAUUCUGUAAAAUAUAUGUAAAAUGUUCCUCAAUGUUACAAAUGCAAAUGUUCCUCAUUUGAAGUUUUUAGAGCGAUCGCCUUUCACCUCUGAAAUCGUGGGCUCUUGUUCCGGACUCAUCACUCAUGAUACUGGUGUAAAAUGAGUCAGUCGGAUACUCUGGUUUCCUCUUAACCUGUUAGCUAUGCAGACUAGUUUCCUCUUACAGGGAAUUCUAACCCUUCUAUCCUAGCUGUGUUCCGUUCCGUGAUGCGACCAUGCAUUGGUCAUGGCGUUCUUCAUAAUUCACCUCAGCCCUCAGCUACAAGUGAAGGCCUGUUUACUCUUGCAAUUUCUAGUGCGAUUUUCCUCUUAUGAUGAAUGUGAACGCGUUAUGAAUGUUCAGAUGAGAGUACAUAUACUCAGAACAUUAAUAGCUCGUUCACACGCAUCAGAAGAGCAAAAUCUCGCUAGAAAUCGCAGCAAAAAUUGCAAGUGUAAAGUGCGAUUUUCUCCUUCUGAUGUAUGUGAACUAGCAGAUGAGUUACAAAUGUUUGGAGUACAGUAACCCUCAUCUGAACUUUCAUAGCUCAUCCACUCGUUCACAUCCAUCAGGAGAAGAAAAUCAGCGGCAAAAAUUGCAAAUGUAAUCGCACCUCCCUAUUUCCACUUACCAAAUGUUUUGCCGUAUGUCUUAUCAACAUUUCAUUUUCUUUACAGAUGAUGGAAAAACGAGUCGGUCUCGAAAGCUCGCUGGAACAGUUAAAGCCAUUCGCCAAGUGAUUUCAAAAUGGAGAUGAAAUGAUUUUUUCGAGUUUUCUAAACUUUGCUUAAAAAGCACGAAAUGAUAGCGUAUUGUACGGAGGUUUUUGAAACUUUUGGCUUCAACAAUUCACCAUUUGCCUUCAGUGGUGGCUUAGAAAAGAACACAAGACUAUUGCUGGAUAGAUGAUGAUUUAAAAAUUGACCCCUGGGAUUUCUAUUUUGAACUUACAAAUUGUAAAUUUCAGUAGUUAAUAUUCAUAAUAAUUCUUGUUGAUUCCUAGCUUUUAAUGUGCCACCAAAGAAAUUGCCAAUAUAGUGAAUUUAUUUAUUUUAGCGUAAGUUUUCAAUAGAGGCCAUGUAAUAAUUUGUAUAUAAAACAAAUAAUGACAGAUCUUUAUUACUUUGGUUGCAUUGGUGAC
This is a messenger RNA of Paramuricea clavata, 12916 nucleotides long. The record is from the annotation of a GenBank genome assembly. NCBI's taxonomy places the organism in Eukaryota, Metazoa, Cnidaria, Anthozoa, Malacalcyonacea, Plexauridae.